Colletotrichum phormii is the source of this 577-nucleotide messenger RNA. RefSeq lists its product as uncharacterized. NCBI's taxonomy places the organism in Eukaryota, Fungi, Ascomycota, Sordariomycetes, Glomerellales, Glomerellaceae. The transcript is spliced from 3 exons. Bases 71 to 442 code for a protein of 123 amino acids. The record is from RefSeq and is a predicted model, not a curated record. Gene Ontology annotation, biological process: mitochondrial respiratory chain complex IV assembly. Gene Ontology annotation, cellular component: mitochondrion.
UAAUUUGAGGUCCGCUCUUGUGAAUUGAGGCGCCUGGGGUGGUCUGCAAGGCAGGUGUUAAGGUUGGUAAAUGCGUGAACUUGCGGUAGAUGUCUUGAGACCACCAGAUUCCUCUGCUCGAGCCACGCAUACCAUUCGCUUCUACACCACCGACACGCCCGACCAUCAUCUUCCAAUAAUGUCCAGGGCAUCGAAGCUCACGCUGGCCGCGACAUCGCUAUUCGCCGCCAGUACCAUUGUCGUUGUCCAUUUCCAACAAAAGUUUGAGAAAGAGGCCAUGCACCAAGGAGUCGUACGCGACAUCGAACAGCAGCGCAUCAAACGAGAGCGCCAACUCGACUUCGACAUGCAGCGCGCUCUCGAGGAGGAGUAUAAGCGGGAGCAGACCGUCAAAGAUGCGACGGCGCCCUCACAACCUAGCGCAAGUGGCAUACAGACAUGACCUGUGGUCAAUGUCCUGUCUUGUUUUUAGCCGGACCACAACUGGGCAAUACGAAGACAGGACUGGAUCGAAGGCGAACAAUAACAUACGGCGCAUUUGUACGAUAAGGGGAAUAGAGGACCGAGCAAACGAUGU